Molecule: messenger RNA, 4311 nt
Organism: Schistosoma turkestanicum
Lineage: Eukaryota; Metazoa; Platyhelminthes; Trematoda; Strigeidida; Schistosomatidae
Source: the annotation of a GenBank genome assembly
AUGGCCUAUCAUGAAUUGUCUACGGGGAAAGAUACAAGUCUUUCCCAGGUUUUGUCAGAGUGGAGCAAACGAUAUGAAGAAAAGUUUGCAGCUUUGCAUUACCGUUUUUCUGGACGUAUAGGUGAAGAGAAUCAUUAUAUUACCAACAAAUCCAGACCCAGAUCCGCUGAUUCAAGUAUGCCGUCAUACAGCGAACUUUUGGAAGAAAUACAAAGUGCAUUACAGCUGAAAGCUAAUCUUUCUGUUGAGUUAGAAGAACUACAACAGAUUCGUUUGGAGCUAGAGGAUACGGAAUGCAUGACAGAAGUUCAUUUUCGUUUAGAACGAGCCACAGAGGAUAAUCGACGCUUACAUGCAGCCCUACAGAUGGCCGACGAACAAAUCACAGAGCUUGUACUCAGCAAAAGGUUGUUGGAAUCUCAAAUGAAUGAGUUGCGUAGUAAUCGAGAUGCAGAACUUGCAGAAGCCAAAGAACUUGUUCGAGCAGCCGAACGUGCAGUUAUUGCCGCCACACGUAGCUCUAAUUCGUGUAAACCUGUCAAGGAUAAGCCAGUUCAAUCAACAGAACCAAGGGUUCUUGUUCAACAGAGUGCCAACUCAAAUUCGACUCAACUUUUCAUGCCUCUAGCUUUCAAGAAAGCCUUACAGAAUCGUUCUAGAAAUUAUGCAACUUUAACCGCGUUUUCUUAUGAAGACUUUGAUUCGUUGGAUGAGGACAUGGAAGACGAAGCUAACAAACAUUUAUGUGGAACAAUAGCUGCCGUCAAUUCGGGAGAAAAUAAUCUCGAGAUCCCUGUAGAUAACAAAAAAUCAGUUGUAAAAACGAAGAUUGACAUUCCUAUUGUUGCAAACAAUGAAUCAGAUACUCGAUGUAAUCAAGAAUGUCCUGUAGAAUCAUCAAUUGAAGAUAAUGUCUCCUCCGGAAGUAUGGAUCCUGUAACAUCACCUAGUUCGUCUUCAGUAUCGGAUUCAAUGUUCUCAACACAUUAUCUAUCUAGUACGUCAGAAAAACCAUUGGUAAUUGAUACUAUGGUCAAUCUAUCCACUUGUGCUAAUCUAUCCGAUGUAUUUGAUGUUUUAGGAUGGAAUAGUGAUUUAAAAACUACACGGUACAUUAAACAAGUGGAACAGAAAAUGGCAGAUGAGGUUGUAUCAAAAGCGGAUUAUUUAAGAGUAUUAGAUGAAAUGGAGGAACUGCGUCAUGAACUAGAUCUACUACGUCAAAAUGCUCUACUCUCACAGUUAUCACUUAAUAAUAAUGUUUCAGAAUCAACUACAAACAAUAGGCCUCAUUUAACUAGUGAUAGAAAGCUUUACAAUCCCGGUUUAACAACUCAGCUGAUGGAGUUAAAAGAUGAGGUGAAUUCAACUUCCAGUGAAUUUUCUUCACAAAAACCAAAUAGUUUACUACCAACAUUACCUCCAGGAUCGACUCGGUUGUAUGAUUGGUCAUUAGAUAAGAGUGAUUUACAAAUCGAUAAUGAAAUGAGUGAAAAUAAAUCCGGUGAAUCUGAAACUAGUGCUGAUAAUCCUACUCCUGUUAAAAUACUCUUAUCUCCAGUUGAAAAGGUAAUAUCCCAUUCUGUCUGUUUACAAACUGAACAUGAUCUAAGUUUGAAUGAUGAUGAACAAAUGAAAAAUUGCACUGUAUGUCUAGAAUUUUAUCACAAAAUGAUUUUGUCCAUAAUCGAUGCUAUGACAAAAUUGAAACAUGAAUUAACUACACAUGUAAAUGAUCAAUAUUCUUCAUGGAUGAAUAAUGUUUUAUCAUUGAAUUAUGAUAUGAAACAUGGAGAACAGGAAGCAGAGAUUGAAUUGAACAAAGCAGUUGAAGAAUUGGCGAAUUCGGAAGUUAUUAUUAAAACAUUGCGUAACGAAAUCAACUGUCUCAUGGAACGACAAAUUGAAUUACAACAUGAUUAUGAUACUGCUUACGAGAUGUUAAUGGAACGUGAAAAUGAUCUUACCCGACUUAACGAACAGAUACUUAAAGCAGAGAAUAAAUGUAAAAGUCUCAGUAAUCAAUUGUUACGACGUAAAGAAGUUAUUUUAGAACAAGAUGAAGAUUUAUUCCUUCUAAGCGAAGAUAAAAUCCCCUUUUCUCCUGAAAAUCAAGCUGUUGUAUAUGGUCAUAGUAAAGAUUUUAAUCCUAACAAUGAAGAAGAUUAUAUUCGUCCAAUGUGGGCAACAUCAGUACCUAAAAAAAAAAAGUCACCUAACUCAACAUUUUUAUCAUCAGACAGUGAUACACUUUUUGAAGCUGUCGCAGCUGAGCUCAAUAUAUUAUCUAAUCGUCUGAGAGACGACAGUGUUCGACUUGCAACAGCGACCGAAAUCGCAAGUGCUCGUCAGUAUGUUUGUGAUGGUUCAGAAAGUAUCACUUUUAAUGAACCAAAUGAUAAUGAAGAAACCACCGUAAAAGUAGAAGUUGAUGAAUAUGGCCUUUCGAUUAUUGAAAUUCGUAAUUUCUAUGGUGAUUUGAAAGCAGCGGUAAAUGAAGUGACCAAAAUUAUACAUAAUAAUCCAUGGAUUAGUAAGGAGCAAUCUAACUUUGAAGAUAAUGACGAGCCAAUGAAACGUUUCAUGAGCCGAUUAUUAGUUUCAUUAACUAAAGCUUUGGAUACGGAUGAGAAACUAUGGGUUUCAGCAAUCACUUCCUCGGUUGCCAAAACAUGUGAUAAACUUCGCAGUAGGACAACAUUAUCAGUUCCCAAUUUAGGCGUGGAGUUCCCGUCAGGGAGUGUUUUAUGCCAAAUUAUACAACAAUUGACGGAACGAAUAUCAGCUUUUAUGCGUCGUGAAGAUGAGUUUCGCAAAUGUCUUAUUGAAGUUCUUCAUGUAGAAGAAGCUUCAUUCAAAUCUGAAUUGAAGACUCAUGUUAAUCGUUCAGACGCUUUGAUGGAGGAAAUUAAUCGUUUGACUGAAGUUAUAAACUCAUUGUCGGAAGAAUUGAAUCAUGCAAAUAAUCGAACUAAUGAAAUGCAAAGUCAACUAUGUGAUACAGAAGUUGAUCUAGUUCAAACGCAGCAUGAAUUACAAUUAAAGGAAGAUGAAGUCGAACGUCAGCGAACUGAUGUUGAACAGUUAAGAUUACAGCUGUGUGAAGAAAAUGCACAAACAGAGAAAUUUCGUUCGGAACUUGAAAUGUUGCAGUCAGAUAAAGUUCAAGUUGAACAUGAAUUGUCAUCGUCAAAUAAUUUAAUUCAAGAAUUAAAAAUAUCGUUGACUAAUGAAAAGAAUCGAGCUCAAUCGUUGGAAAUUGAAUUGGAUCAACUAUAUGACCAAAUUAAAAGGAACAUUUAUCACACUAUACUAGUGCCAAAUAAUUUUGAUAAGAAUAAUACUGACUUUAGUAGCGAAAAUCUUACUGGAACCGAUGAAAUUAGAACACCUAAUGGUUGUUUAUCAGAUAUCAAUCUGUGUGUCUAUGAAGAUAUAAAUCUCGUUACUCCUCGUUUAGCAUCUUCUCAACAUGAUGCAAUAAAAUUUCAAAAUCAAGUCAUGGAACUACAGGCUACUGCUCAUGGUCUGUGUUCAGAUCUCACUGAAGCAGACCUUCGUCUUAUGCCUUCUUUGACAUCUGUAUUGCCGGAUACUUAUAAUCUUUCUAACAUGGAUAGAGCAUCACAAUCCUCUGUGAAUGAACAGUUCGCUUCAAAGAAAAAAAUGCCUGUUUAUGAAAAUCAAUCAGAAUCGACAGUAACCAAGUUUGCUAAACUAAAGAAUGCUUGUGUAGAUUUACUACCACAUAUUUCAAUGGUUGGGCGUGAUGAUGAUGAUCCACGAGCGGGGGAUACUUUUGAUCGGUAUUCUAAUUCACAUUCGUCAGAUGAUGAUAGUAUUGAAGAGAAUCUUUUCAUUGAAUCUGGAAUUAUGAAUUCUUUAUAUGGUGAACUUGAUGGUCAUCGUAUAAAUGCUGAACACGAUGAAUGUCUAGUGAACAAUAGUAAUAAUUUAAGUGGUAUGCUUCAUAAAGGAUCCUGCAGAUGCAUUAAGACGAUUGACGGACGAUAUGCUGAAACUCUAAAUAAUUCACAAUUUCCUCUGUGCGCCCGUUGUCUUCGUGAUGAAUACUAUUGUCGUUCACUGUCGUAUCAAGAACGUUAUUUACUUCUUCUUUUGGAUAAUUCCCGAUUUUCCGAAGAUAUGUUAGUUGCAACUCUUGGAUAUCCUGAAUCUCGAAUCACCCUACGAAUAGGUUGUAAUUAUGACUCUCCACAAGUGGGCUUAAGCCCAGCUCAAAGAUUACGUACCAUAGGUUGUUUUGUUCAAGCUAUUCAUAGUUGGAAUUCUGUUUCACAUCGGUCAUAA